AGGUGUACGCAUGCGUAGUGGUCGAGCACUCAACAGUGGCCAAGUAGACGUUAGCGGUGCAAAGUACGUGGCAGAAAGCCUUAAACAUGGAGGUUGCCGCUCUGGUUGCAUUGACUUUGUUAUUAGGAGCUCUAGUUAUAAUAGUUGCAUUAGCGGUGGGUAGACGGAAAGAAGAAAUAAGAGAAGAGCUGGAGCAGACAGCAGAGUUUACCGCUGAAAGCAGUACUGCGAAGGCCCCGCAAUCUAAGAAACCGAAGCAAGAAAAGCAACGUAGCCGUAAAGAUAAAGCUUCACAGCACACUUUCAGCCAUCCGCUGUUGGCAUCGUCACUGAAGAGCCACAGUGGGAAUGUGACAUGCCUUGAUUUCAGCAGUAAUGGGAAGUACCUGGCCUCAUGUGCUGACGACCGCACUGUCCGGAUCUGGAGCACCAAGGACUUCCUGGAGCGGGAGCACAAGUGUCUAAGGGCAAACGUGGAGCUGGAUCAUGCCACGCUAGUUCGCUUCAGCCCUGACUCCAGGGCGUUCAUCACCUGGUUGGCCAAUGGAGACUCAAUUAGAAUUUUCAAAAUGAUCAAAAAAGAGGACGGUACGAUGACUUUCAAAGCUGCACCCGAGGACUUCCCUCAGAAACACAAGGCGCCCAUCCUCAACAUCGGCAUAGCAGAGACGGGUAAGUUCAUCAUGAGCGCCUCGACUGACACCACUAUCCACAUCUGGGACCUGAAAGGAGAAAUCCUGGCCUCUAUAAACACCAACCAGAUGACCAAUUCUUAUGCUGCCAUCUCUCCGUGUGGCAGGUUUGUCGCAUCUUGUGGUUUCACUCCUGAUGUGAAGGUGUGGGAGGUUUGCUUCGGGAAGGGAGGAGAGUUCAGAGAGGUGGCCCGAGCUUUUGACCUGAAGGGACACUCUGCAGGAGUUCAUGCGUUUGCCUUUUCCAACGAUUCUCACAGAAUGGUGACGGUCUCCAAAGACGGUACGUGGAAGCUGUGGAACACAGACGUGGAGUACAAGAAGCAGCAGGACCCCUACCUCCUAAAAACCGUCCCCUGUGCCUCGUCUGACGGUAGCCGAGUGGCUUUGUCUCCGGAUGGUCGUGUGGUGGCCAUCAGUGAUGGCUGUAACGUGGCGAUGUACAACGCUGCCAGUGGGGAGCUGGAGGAGGAGCUGCAGGGCGUCCACAGCGAGGAGAUCACCGAUCUUAGAUUUGACAUUAACGGGCGCUUCUUGGUGUCUAGUGGGGACAAAGCCAUCCGGGUAUUUCACAACGCCCCCGGCUACAGAGCGGCCAUUAGAGACAUGCAGGACAUGCUGAAGAAGGCCCAGAAUGAGGCCAUGAAGCAGAGACUGCAGCAGCAGAUAGCAGAGGCUCAGAGCGCUCUGGACACUGUGCUGGUCGGUCCUGUUGACUGAAACACCCAAAGAAGCCAUACUCUGAAUGUGAAAAUGUCUGACACAGACUGCUGAUCGUUUUUGCAACAACAGUUCUCCUUCUGACACUAAAUGAUCUGGUCCGGGAAUCAUGAGAUUUGCAUGCCGUUUUAAUAAAGACAAACGUUUUUAUGCAAAGAAAUAAUGGUUGAAGUUCACACAAUUUUUGUGGUGGUUUUAUAAAUUACUUUUUCUACUUAAGGCUGCUUACACUGAGAAAUACUAUUUUGCAUAUUGUUCCUACACCGGCUUAAAUAUCGCUAACAUGAUGAGGGUUAAUCUGGGUGUGAUAAAUUUUUUAACCUUGGUUCUAACAAGUCAUUGAAUCAGUUGGGAUAAAUAUUGCUGACUGAUUAAAACUGCUUCAUGGCACAGUCUUUAUAUGGUAGAUUUAUAAUCCACUGUUCAUCCACCAGGGAUUAAACUGCUCACAGUAAAGUGGAUUGAGGAUCUAGAUCAAACGUUUGAUUGGUUUUAAUUUCUAAAUGACCUAAAAUAAAAUUCAAUUAAUCCGACUCUUUUCUACAUUUUAAGUUUGAAACAAACGUGGGGUAGUUGUGGUCCAAUGAAAGCCAUCAGUGAAGGCACUUCUAUUCUCGGUUAUGCCCCAAUGCCCUACUGAUGAGUUGCAUACCCUGCCACACUAACUUUAAUUGCUGCUUCAGCCAAAACAGCAUACCCACUUUUUAACAGACCCUGGUGUUUGUGUGAGCUAACCAGGUCGUGAUAACACUGAGACAACCUACCCUACCACAUGGCCCCCCACUGGCCCCCACAACUCAACUGAGGGGCAGCAAGAGCCUAGAUAUCACCGUGAAUGUCAAGUGGGAACUUCCACUCACCGUUGUUUGAUCCAAAAUGAAUAAA
Messenger RNA from Cheilinus undulatus (humphead wrasse), 2297 nucleotides. RefSeq names its product transducin beta like 2 (gene tbl2). Gene Ontology annotation, molecular function: protein binding. The record is from RefSeq and is a predicted model, not a curated record. Gene Ontology annotation, cellular component: endoplasmic reticulum. The coding region runs from base 87 to 1412 and encodes 441 amino acids. The transcript has 7 exons. Lineage: Eukaryota; Metazoa; Chordata; Actinopteri; Labriformes; Labridae. Gene Ontology annotation, biological process: endoplasmic reticulum unfolded protein response.